Molecule: messenger RNA, 1604 nt
Organism: Lineus longissimus
Lineage: Eukaryota; Metazoa; Nemertea; Pilidiophora; Heteronemertea; Lineidae
Product: vitrin-like
Exons: 6
Coding region: 132-1028 (298 amino acids)
Source: RefSeq, a predicted model, not a curated record
CUUAUCUCACGAUAGGCCUAUAUAAACGCUCAGAAAGUUUCAAAGACAAACAUUGAGCAGGCGACACCGACACGGCACAGCUCUACCACUAGCAGAAGAUAUUUAAAAAUACUGUUGAAUAAGCAUCAGCCAUGAAGCUUUUGAUGACCCUUCUGGUCGUAGCGACUGUUAUGGAUCUCAGUUUGACGGCUCCUCCUACUGGCAGGAAUUUUGGUUCCUUCAUUGGCCGAACAUUCUUGAAGAACAGGGCAGCUGUGCCACGCCUUGGUGCUGUCCCCAGGGUCUCGGUUCAGGCAAACGCAGCUAAACUUGACCAGUUUCUAAUGAAGACAUUCGCCACCAGCUCUAUCACUCCCCAGGGCGGAUCAGGGCGCUGGGCAGUGGCCAAGGGACACCGGCCUAGCGUGACUACGAACAGAGGCGGUGAAGACAUGUAUGAUGUCCUCUUGGUCAUGGACAGCAGCGGUAGCAUCGGAUCUGAGGAAUUCAUCAAGGCAAAGCAGUUUAUGACGGACAUCGUAAGUCUCCUCCCUUCCACCAUCAGCCGGGACAACACCAGGAUUGCUUGCAUCUCAUUCUCAGAAGCCAAUAAAAUCAAGACAGAAUUCGGCUUCUUGACUCACACCAGCAAAAGCUCCGUCAUUCAAGCCAUCAACCGCAUAACAUAUCAAGAUGGUAGUUCAACACACACAACUCAAGCCCUGCAGCGAGCCAAGACCCUGCUAGAGACGACGGGCCGACGCGGUGCUCAGAAGGCACUUUUCAUCGCAACUGACGGCCGAUCCAACGGAGGUGGCAACCCAGCUGUCCCUGCCAACCAAAUGAAGAACUCAGACAGAAAUGACGUCAAAAUCGUUGUAGUAGCAGUCUCUCACAACGUGAAUGUGCAAGAAGUCCAGUCCAUUGCCUCGGCACCAGCUGCAGAUCAUGUGUACUACGUUAACACUUUCACCGAGGCCACCCAGGUGAUGGGUGUGGUCAGGCACAAGAUGAUGUCAAGAGGAAUGCUGAACAUCCGGCGGCAAUAAAUGACCUUUGCGGCUUCGAUAAUACGAGCUGAUAAUCCGCUCACUGCACAAUCUGAUAACAAUACUUCAUCAAAUGACCUUAGUCUAUUGAUUCCCUCCAGACUCCGUUAAUACUGCUUGUGUCAACUUGCCCAACGACAUUCUUACUACUUUAGACGCGGUGGUUGCGUUCUCUCCAGUGUGAACAGUAUUUAAAUGUCCUAGGAUAGAGUCACAGAGGGCCAUAAAGGAUCAAAUUAUACACUUCUUAACAUCUGAGGUCAGCAUUGUGUGUCUGGUUGUCCAUAGAACCAUACUUUUAUCUUUAACCAUACAAGAUUAAGAAAGCACAUUACCGGCUUUCUCUAGGUGAAAUUUAAACCUGUAAUUCGAAUUGUGAUAUAAAACUUUUGCCAGUGCAUGUACAUGUAUAUGUAUAAUUAGUGAACCAUAUCGAAAUCCCAGUGUUCCUAUAAAUUUUCUUUGUAUAAAACGCACGGUUGAUAUCGAGGUUGUGAGCUUUUUUAUUACUUUGUAAGCUAUUCUAUUAACAGCCAUGUUUUUUGGCUUUCGAUAGAAAUAAACGUUUAUAUUUUA